Clunio marinus is the source of this 1450-nucleotide messenger RNA. Lineage: Eukaryota; Metazoa; Arthropoda; Insecta; Diptera; Chironomidae. The record is from the annotation of a GenBank genome assembly.
AUGGUGGAUACAUUGAUUUUUCACAAUAACACUAACUUUACGAUUGGAAUUUAUGGAAAUCAGAGUGGCGAAGGAACUGAUUUGAUCAAUCAGUUCUUAGAUAACCGAAAAAUUGAUGAGCCGUUCUAUAGUGUGCUGAUUGCUUUUUAUAGCUUUUUGAUUAUUUUUGGAUCAACAGGAAACAUUCUUGUAGUCUUGGCUGUGCUCAGGAAUAAACAAAUGCAAACGGCAAGGCAAGUGAAUAACCAGUUCAAUGCUAAAAUAAACAUUUUUAUUGUCAACUUGGCUAUAUCAGAUUUGUUGUUGUGUCUAGUAACAAUGCCUUUAACGCUGAUUGAAAUUCUCUCAAAGUACUGGCCCUUAGGUAACACAUGGAGUAUUAUAUUUUCACGAUUUUACGAUUUUUUAUUGGCUUAUUUACUUUUUGUAAAUCAGCUCUUUCUUUCGUUUUCAGGCGACAGCGCUUUGCUUUGUAAAAUGAUUGGAGCUUUGCAAGGAACAAGCAUUUUCGUAUCGACUAUCUCAAUCACUGCGAUCGCACUUGACAGAUAUCAGGUCAUUGUGGGCUGCCCAGCAAAAGAUAAUUUGAAAAUGCUUGGUGCUGUUCUUAUUCUAACAUUGAUUUGGUUUAUAGCUCUCAUGUGUGCUGCACCAUUGUUCAUCUAUCGAAGUCUCAUUCAUUACAACAUAAAUAUUGCCAGCAUGGAUUUUCAACAUAAAAUUUCAUACUGUGAUGAAGAGUGGCCACAACUUCCCUUUUUUGAUGGACGCGUCUAUUACAGCAUCUUCUCUCUAGCGCUCCAAUACUUAAUUCCUAUCCUUGUCGUGACGUCUUCGUAUUUGAAAAUAUAUUUUCGAUUGAAAAAACGUUUUGUUAUAACUCAAAAUGCUCCUGCGGUUGGCGAAAGAAUUCAGAAUCGGCGGGGGCGACGAAUGAAGCGGACAAAUUGUCUGCUAAUUAGUAUUGCUUUAAUUUUCGGAAUAUCGUGGUUGCCUUUGAACUUCUUCAAUCUCUACGCAGAUCUAACAGGCAUGAAGUCGACACAAAAUGUGUACAUUAUUUAUGCCGCGUGCCACAUGGCUGGAAUGAGUUCAGCAUGUUCAAAUCCCUUGUUAUAUGGAUGGCUCAAUGAUAACUUUAAAAAAGAAUUCAACGAAAUAAUUUGCUGCAAGAAGCUUGGGAGUGAAUCAAGGUUUAAUUUAAAAGCUAUUGAUGCUGGAUUUGUAACCAAACAACGACGGGCGUAUACAGAAGUAACUGACAUCGAUAAGCAAAGUAAAUUACUGUCAAAGCCACAGGAUAAUCAGAUACUGCCAGAAUUAAAGCCUGAAUUCACGGUAACAUCAACCAUUUGAGACUGGCGUUUAAAUAAUUGUUUGACGAAUAGCUAAAGACGAAACAGGAAAACAACAAAUUGUGGAAUUAAAAGGAAAUGAAAAAGAAGUAAAG